Molecule: messenger RNA, 994 nt
Organism: Neofelis nebulosa (Clouded leopard)
Lineage: Eukaryota; Metazoa; Chordata; Mammalia; Carnivora; Felidae
Gene: NENF
Product: neudesin neurotrophic factor
Exons: 4
Coding region: 65-598 (177 amino acids)
Cellular component (GO): membrane; endomembrane system
Source: RefSeq, a predicted model, not a curated record
GAGGCGCGGGAGCGCGCGGGUCCCGGCCGCCCAGGCCGCCCCAGCCCAGCUCCGCGCGCGCACCAUGGCGGGCCCCGCGCCCGGGCGGCGGCUGCGGCUGCGGCCGCUGGCAGCGCUGGCCCUGCUCCUGGCGCUGGCCCCGGGGCUGCCCGCAGCCCGGGCCGGGCAGGCGCCGCGCCCCGCCGAGCGGGGGCCCCCGGUGCGGCUCUUCACGGAGGAGGAGCUGGCCCGCUACGGCGGGGAGGAGGAAGAUCAGCCCAUCUACAUGGCAGUGAAAGGAGUGGUGUUUGAUGUCACUUCUGGAAAGGAGUUUUAUGGACGAGGAGCCCCCUACAAUGCCUUGACCGGGAAGGACUCCACCAGAGGGGUGGCCAAGAUGUCCCUCGAUCCUGCAGACCUCACCCAUGACACUGUGAGCCAGACCGGCCUCACUGCCGAGGAGCUGCAGUCCCUGGACGAUGUCUUCACCACAGUGUACAAAGCCAAAUACCCCAUCGUCGGCUACACGGCCCGGAGGAUACUCAACGAGGACGGCAGCCCCAACCUGGACUUCAAGCCCGAAGACCAGCCCCAUUUUGACAUAAAAGACGAGUUUUGAUGCUCCAUCUGCGGGAGCGCGUUCUUGAUGGGGCGGGGUGGGGGCGGGGCACGGAGAGCCCUUCAGGUGCCAAAUCUCCUGCAAAAUAGGCUGCCUGAGCCUCUGGUCCCCGGACCUGAAUAAAGCCGACAUUGAACCCGGAACGCCGGAUGCUUGUUAUUGUUCCCGGUCAAGUGUUCUGUCCACGUGCCAUCCUGCCCGCACACCAGCCAGGGUGGGAAGAACGGCCGAAGGGGGCGCCCUCUCGGCGUCCGUGUUGGCUGUCCGGGCAGUGGAAUCACGGGUGACUUAUUUCUUCUCUAUCUGUAUAUUUUCCUGUGCUUGCCACGUUUCCUAGCAUGACCACGUUUGCUUUAGAAUAAGCACAGAAAUAAACUUCGUGUUUUCACAAGAGCA